CGUGAGGCGUAGAGAGCAAGCUCUAUAUGCCGCGGCUCGACGAUCUGAUCGCCGAAUCCGCGCCAGCGGCCUCGGCGUCGUCGGAGGCCGCCGCCAGCGCACCGGAGCCAGACGAGCACGACCGGGCCGCUCUUGAGGAACAGCUGGGCGUCCGCGAGCGAAGGAGGCACCAGACAAACUCCGCCGAUGUGGUUCAGCAGAAUCUGCGGCUGAAACCCAACGGGGAGCUUGCCGCGGACUCCGACGACGACGACUGGAUGGACGGCCCUCAGCGCGCGGGGGGCGGCCGCUGCGUGCCGCUUCUGCUUGCGAGCCUCGCGCUGACCAUCUUGGGCACGGCGGGGCUGGGGUUGGCGCAGAUGUACGCGCCGUGGCCCGUGGAGUGCGAUGCGAUCUCGGUCAACGCACGCCGCUUCAAGGUGGACGUGUCCGACUUUUGGGCGCCUCGGCUGCAGUCGACCGUCCAGUUUGUCCUCGAGCUUCGCAACCGGAACCCGCUGCGGGCGAUGGUGCUCGAGAGCUGCAAGCUCGAGGUCUUCGAGGCGGCGACCGGCCUCCGCCUCGGCAGCGUGCAGCAGGGCCCAGCCCUCGUCUCGCCCUUCAACUCGCGCCCCGUCACGCUCGCCCUAAAGGACUUUGGCUCCUCGCUACCGCCGCCGGAGCAGCGGCGCAUCUCGGAGCUGUUCCUGCGGCACAAGGACCGUGCUCUCGCUCUUAGACACUUCCUAGACACUCCCGAGACUCUUCCUGCGGCACAAGGACCGUGCUCUCGCCAGCAGCCUCGGCUCUCUCCAGCGGCAGAGCAGGCACCCUCCUCCUCAGGCGCUGCUCCUGACCAUCGUCGCGACGAGCCUGUCCAAGAUCCCCUCCUCCUCCUCCUCCUCCUCCUCGUCGUCGUCGUCUAAGCCGAAGGAGGCAACGACGCAGACCUCGACCAAGGCGGACGCGAGUGCCUAGCUGCUAGCAGCGAGUAGCUACCAGCGAGUCGCUCUUAGCGAGUGGCGCGAGGAGCGAGUGGCGCGUGGCGAGUGAGGCUUGUCGCUUCGGCAGGCGCUGCGGCUCGAGCUUCGGAAGGAGGCGCGGGACCCGUUCUUCCAGCGACCCGCCCCGAAGGCGCAGGAGUCGCCACCGCCGGAGGGGGGCGUGCACGAUGUGCCGGUCUGAGCGCUGGGCCGCUCGUUGGUAUGAGUUGCAGGAGGGGAGCGGUGCGGUGUCGCGCCUGCGGGGUGCAGCCAGGGUUGCGAUCGUGUGAGGUGUGUAGGAGGGGCGAGGAAAGCCCGGCGAGAGCGGUCGUGGUGGAGUCUGGAGAGGUUAGAUUGGUUUCUUUCGCAGUCGAUAUAUUGAAUUGAUCGU
Molecule: messenger RNA, 1353 nt
Organism: Emiliania huxleyi CCMP1516
Lineage: Eukaryota; Haptophyta; Isochrysidales; Noelaerhabdaceae
Exons: 3
Coding region: 27-905 (292 amino acids)
Source: RefSeq, a predicted model, not a curated record